CCUUGACUCCGGGAGCCGCAGAGAGCAGGUAUCCCGCUCUUGCACCUGUUCUCCUGCACCUGACGUGCAGCUGCUCUGCGCACCUCUCCUGGCUGAGCCUGGCCUGCGUGGCACGUUCUCCUCCCCCAGUCUCACCCUCCCAGGGCAGCUUCUACAUCCAACUCCUUCUCUAGGGAAGGUCUCGCCUCCAGCCCGGAGCAGUCAGGAUUUACAGCAGGAAGCCCAGCCUCAGGUCAGGAAACAGCAUGACUGAAGUUGGGUGGUGGAAGCUGACCUUCCUCCGGAAAAAGAAAUCCACUCCCAAGGUGCUCUACGAGAUCCCUGACACCUAUGCCCAAACAGAGGGAGGUGCAGAGGCCCCACGGCCUGAGGCCGGAAGCCCCACCAGCGACUUUAACACCCGCUUGGAGAAGAUUGUGGACAAGAACACAAAAGGCAAGCACGUGAAAGUCUCUAAUUCAGGCCGCUUCAAGGAGAAGAAAAAAGUCCGCGCAAUGCUGGCAGAGAACCCCAGCCUCUUCGAUGAUCGAGAGGAUAAAGGACAGUAAAGGGGGCCCAGGAGGAUGCUCACACCUCCCAACCUCCUGUCACCAGCCCGGCCUGAGACAGGAGCUCACCACACUGGCCCCCGCUUUGGUCCUAGAUAAAGUCAUGGGAAGGUUGUUGUUGCCUGCUGGCCAGGAAAUGUCUUGUUCUUAGGUUUGUAUUUAUGUGCCUCUGCUUUGUGUUAAGGCCUGGGCAAUCCCAGGUUCCUCCCCCUUUCCCCUGACCACAGUACAAAACCCUCUCCAGUUCAGGAUGGAAGCUACCAUCCAGGAGAAAGAGAGGGAAAGGCAGGGCCUGGGCAGGAAGGGGGCCUGGCGGGAAGUGGAGAGAGAGGGUGCCAAGAAGGACUCCACCUUCUCCCUGGGCACAGGGUCAAGGGUGAGUUUGAAUUGCUGCUUAAAUACUUCACUUUCUCUACCUGUGACUGCUCCCUGGACCAAUCCUAGAGGAGCACAUUUUCUAGAAGCCACGUGAUGAGGGCGGUUUCCUUGGUGCCAGAGGCAGAGACAUUGAACUUGAGCUCACCUCUUCACAGAAGGGGUAAACUUCCUGGAACUUUGCCCCAGGUAUGGAGGGGCAGAGGACUCGGGAUUCAUCCUGGGGCUGCUGCAGGCCUGACUAGAAAUUCCCCAAGG
Molecule: messenger RNA, 1181 nt
Organism: Dipodomys ordii (Ord's kangaroo rat)
Lineage: Eukaryota; Metazoa; Chordata; Mammalia; Rodentia; Heteromyidae
Gene: Prr15l
Product: proline rich 15-like
Exons: 2
Coding region: 246-548 (100 amino acids)
Source: RefSeq, a predicted model, not a curated record